AUGUCUUCAGAACGAAGAUGCUCCCAUUCUUCUGUGUGUUACAACUCCUCUCCUCAUGCUGCUGAAGUAGGUUAUAAACAACCAAGUCUGAAGCAAAGGACUGUGGCCACAAGACCCGCAGGAUCCCAAGGACAACAUGGCCGUAUUGAUCCAAACAUCUUUCCAGCUCCAUUGGUUCUACCUGGCGACGAUCUUGCUCUAGAUCCUGAGUACCCACCGCAAUCAUUUCAACAGUGGUUGGACGAGGAGGAUCGCAACGAAGUCACCUCGGACAGAAGGACAGUCUAUGUUGUCGCGCCGCCGGACUAUGACGAGGACGCCCGGUUCGCGCAGGCAUGGACUUCUCCUAGAGUGGGCAAGACGCAGCAUCAGUUAAUAAGGCCUACGCCGCAAGACAUCGUCGGUUACCUCGCGGCAUUUUACCAUGGGGUCCCCGUCAAGCUCCUCCGAGUACCUGACUUUCGAUUUGUUCCUUGGGAUGGCCAGAAAUCCAAGAGCUCACCCCACUUCCUUGGUUUAGCUGUUUCAGACGAGUGCGUUGGCAUUCGGACGCGGGCAUGCCCUGACAAACUUUACCCUCGUCAAUUGAACCUCGACGAUCUCCUAGAUGUGGCGAUAAGCAUACUUCCCAAGGAUGCAUAUGCUUUGUGUCUUCUUGUGAACCAUGAUCUCUAUGAGGACGCCGAUGAUACGUUCGUCUGCGGACGUGCAUACGGUGGAAGUCGCGUCGCAGUGGUCUCCAGCGCUAGGUAUUGUCCGUCCCUGGACCCAACUCAGUCACCCCUCCUACGUGGCGAGUACCAAGAGACGGAAGACCGCCAGCGAAUCAUCAUCCUUAGCUGCUGCGCCAUUAACAGCCGCGUUAUCUGCAUUGUCUUCCUUCCCGAAGAUCGAUUCAUCACCACGGUUACUGUCAUCACUCUGGCUUUCCCGAAUGUGUCGCACGGCGAGCCAUGA
This is a messenger RNA of Aspergillus udagawae, 957 nucleotides long. RefSeq lists its product as uncharacterized. The record is from RefSeq and is a predicted model, not a curated record. Gene Ontology annotation, molecular function: metallopeptidase activity. Lineage: Eukaryota; Fungi; Ascomycota; Eurotiomycetes; Eurotiales; Aspergillaceae. Bases 1 to 957 code for a protein of 318 amino acids. Gene Ontology annotation, biological process: proteolysis. The transcript has 2 exons.